AUGUUGUAUCUGCGUCCGUGCAAAGUUCAGGCAAUUCAGCAAAACAAAUCCAAACUGGAACAUGAAGGGGUCAAACUAAGACGUAACAGUUUCCACUGGAGUGUGGAACCUCUAUCAAGAUGGAUGUGUUUCCUUGGAAUCCCAAUUCCGACUCCUAGGAAAAUCUCAAUCUGUAGAUUUGCCACACUUCUCCAUACCACCUUUUGUUUUCUGCUGGUGACGUCGAGUCAUUUAUACCUGGUAAUCUACACAAUCCACAACGCCAAAUCCAUCUCAGCUGCCUACCUACAUGGAAUCUCAACCUCGACAUUGGCAUGGAAUUUCGUCAUAGAAAAUUUAACUUUGGCACUGUACACGAUCGGCAGUAGCAUUUCUUUUUUUAUAUGCAUCCGAUCUGGCGCGUGGUCAGACCUCGUCAACUUGUUGACAUUGUUGGACCAAAAUUUGGCAACUUCUGACAUCUAUCCCUCAUCCAGACAAUUUGCAAUUAAAAUUUUGAUCUUCAUCAUCUCAUCGAUGCUUUGCGUAGAGACCCUGUUACUCCUCGAUUCAAUAACAAAUGAUAGUACCUUGACGCGAAAAAUCCUAGAAGGAUACUGCAUUUUCACAAAGAUCUAUCCAGCCACACAGCUGGCGUUGUUUUGCGUCUUGACACGAACACUUUCGCUACAAACUGAAGCUAUUCGGAAACAUGUCGAAGAAAUGUGUACGCAGUCCCUUCCGGCUAGUCUCACCAUCACGGAGACAAGAAAUUCUGAGUUAAGAAUCCUCCGACGUCACCACCGUUUGGUCUGCAACUCGAUUCACAAACUUAAUUACUGUUUUGGUACUUUUUUGGCUCUUGAGGUCGUCCACGUUUUCAUCAUCUUUACCAUCAGCUCACUGUAUACCCUAAUGGGUGCAAUAAAUGGCGAUCUAGUUCUUGAAGUGCUGAAUGUCAUAGUUUGCUUGGACUGCAUAAUACAUCUGUAUCUUCCGACUUCUUAUUCGGAUGAUAUCGUCAGCCAGAUUGAUAAGACUUAUGACGCAUUGGCUGAUUUACUCUAUCAGCAACCGUCACUACAAAACGAGGUUACCUUGUUAACAGACCAGCUGUCACACCUGAAAUUCGAUAUAAAUGCAAUGGGAUUCUUCAGAGUGAGCAAAUCUUUACUUCCCACGGUACGACUUCACCUUUUACGUAGUUUGAAUUUUUUUUGCCUUAAUGGGUUUACGAUUUUUUUUCCACAGCUGAUGGGAACGACGUUGACGUACUUCCUUAUUUUUCUGCAGUUUCAGUCUGCUGAAAAAAAAGAAAGCUGAUUUCAUAAUUGCCAUCACUCACAAUUCGUAUUAAUGUUCGAUUAUAAUCAAUGUAGUGCAAUACAAAACAAAAAACCUGUCAA
Daphnia magna is the source of this 1385-nucleotide messenger RNA. Its product is annotated as gustatory and odorant receptor 24. Gene Ontology annotation, biological process: sensory perception of taste. The coding region runs from base 1 to 1302 and encodes 433 amino acids. Gene Ontology annotation, cellular component: axon; membrane; neuronal cell body. The record is from RefSeq and is a predicted model, not a curated record. The transcript has 4 exons. Lineage: Eukaryota; Metazoa; Arthropoda; Branchiopoda; Diplostraca; Daphniidae.